GGUCAUUGAAUGGGUCUUCAGAAGCAGAGUUGCUAAAACUGACAGAAAAUGGCAUAUCGAAGAGAUGAAAUGUGGUCUGAAGGGCGAUAUGACUAUGAAAGAGUUCCAAGAGAACGUCUUCCUCCAAGGAUUCAUCCUGAUGCAACAACAAAAUUUCUGCAUUUUCAGCAAACUGGAAAUCAGAUAAGUUUGCACAGGGAUGAUUACCAUAGAGUAGUAAACAUUGUGCCCAAGAAACCACCGCUGCUCGAAAGACCUGGGGAUGGGAAUUACAGUCGGUAUGAUGAUUACAGUCACACUGAGUACAGAGACUAUGAAGAGGGUCGCAGUUUUGCCCAUGACAGAAGAAGUGGCCCUCCACACCGAGGUGUACGUAAGGAUGAAUCAGGAUACAGAUGGCCAAGGGAUGAUCAUCCUAUAAGUCGGCAGCCUGAAUACAGGGACGUCAGAGAUGGCUUCAGAAGAAAAAGCUUCUAUCCUUCUCAUUAUAUGAGAGAGCGAUCCCCUCAUAAGAGGGACUCUCCUUUCUUCAGGGAAUCGCCAGGGAGCCGAAGGGAUUCUCCGCACAGCAGAUCUGGCUCUAGUGUCAGCAGCAGGAGCUACUCUCCUGAAAGAAGCAAAGCCUAUCCUUUCCACCAGUCCCAGCAUAGCAGAAGUAAAGAGAGGACGUCAGUUCAAUCACUGAAAACAUCAAGAGAUGCAUCACCUUCAGGCUCCACAGCAGUACCCUCAUCAAAGGGCUUGGAUAAGAGCAACAGACAAUUGGAAAAGGAACUUGCAGAAGCUGCAAGCAAGUGGGCAGCUGAAAAGUCAGAGAAGGCCGAUGAAAGCAAUUUACCUGAAAUAACAGAGUAUGAUGCUGGGUCUUCAGCUCCAUUAUACGUUGAACAAACAGAGGAAACAGAAACAAAUGUAACAGAAAGUACAGAAUUAUAUGAGGAUGGCCAGCUUCUUGGCCGCUCAAAAGCAAUUGCAACUAAGACAAAGGAGAUUGAACAGGUCUACAGACAAGACUGUGAAACCUUUGGCAUGGUAGUGAAGAUGCUAAUUGAUAAAGAUCCAUCAUUAGAGAAGUCCAUUCAGUUUGCCCUGAGGCAGAACUUGCAUGAAAUAGGUGAGCGAUGCAUUGAAGAACUCAAACAUUUCAUUGCUCAGUACGAUGCUGCCAAUCAAGAUCUAUCAGAACCCUUCAAAGAGGGCCCGUACUAAGGACAAAAAUACGCUUUUAGAUCCUCUGCAUUGUGUAUGCCAUAAUACAUAAAUCUGCUUUUCGCGGGGAAAGAGGAGAUCUCGUUGGAGAUUUGAACCCAAGGCCUGCGCUCCUUCGUAGUAGCUCAGGUGGCUAUAUCUCAUUCGCUGUGGUCUCCACAAUUGUAUUCUUCCUACCUGUACUUGUUGACAUAUAUUCCCUUGAAAGGAUGUUCUUUUCAAAAAUGCUGUAAAGUGACAAACUAUUUUUGAAACCUUUACACAGUUACCUAGGAAAAAAUCGGUCCAAUGGAUGUACACUUAUGUUUUGAUGUUUAUAAGUGUAACUUCAAACGCUGUAUUUUUUAUUAAAAUUACAAGAAGCAGCUCUUCAUUCCUCAA
Molecule: messenger RNA, 1590 nt
Organism: Pygoscelis adeliae (Adelie penguin)
Lineage: Eukaryota; Metazoa; Chordata; Aves; Sphenisciformes; Spheniscidae
Gene: PPHLN1
Product: periphilin 1
Exons: 10
Coding region: 49-1209 (386 amino acids)
Biological process (GO): protein localization to heterochromatin; negative regulation of DNA-templated transcription; negative regulation of gene expression, epigenetic
Cellular component (GO): nucleoplasm
Source: RefSeq, a predicted model, not a curated record